GAGGAGGAGGAGGAGACGCGACAGGAAAAGAAGAAUUUUGCUACAAAUGGACACGGCGGUGGCCCGGUGAUGCGCCGCGCCUGCUGCUGAGAGCUGUAGGGGCAGGCAGGAGGAACCGCGACAAUUUGCCACUGGAAACGCCGGACCUCCGCCAGAGCUGCCCCGGCUGCGUCCCAUUGCCAGAGACGGGACGCGAGGAUGGCAGCAGCAUCUGAGCAAUGAGCUCCACUAAGGUUCUGUCGGCGAGAGAACAUGGCGACAACAGCAACCACAGCAACCACAGCAGCAGCAUCAAAAGCAGCAGCAGCGUUGCGUUCAGCUGCACUCGCCUCGAGCAGCAGCUAAUCGUGGGCAAUCAGCAGCAAGGACAGCGGCCGCUUAACAAGAUCUGGAUACGUGGACUCUGACGCGAACAAUUUGCCCAAAAGCAUCCGUUCGGCGAUCCAGCAACCCCCAAUAAAUCCCAGAUAUCCAGCUGUGUAAGAGGCUCCGUCGCGUCUUCCCGUGUCACCACCACCACCAGCACCCCCACACCUCUCCCGGAGAGACGAGGAGCUGAGAGAACGGGCCAGGGGUGGUCUAUCUACGAAGAUCCCCUCCACCACCGACGCGGUGUCCCCUCUGUCGCAAACGGGAGACUGUGCGCACAGGACUGCUGCAAAUAACCCAGCGAGGCGCCGAUUAAUUUCCAGGCGGAGGAAGCGAGCGCGCCCGAGAAUCCGCGCAGGAUGAAAAGAUGGCAGCCCCAGUGCUGUUACCGCCUGGACCGCACAGUCUGCGCCGCUUCACGCCCGAGUCCCUGGCCGCCAUCGAGCAGCGCGCGGCCCACGAGCAGGCAAAGAAAGCCAAGGGCUUCGAGAGCGAGGACGACCAGCCCAAGCCCAGCAGCGACCUGGAGGUCGGCAAGUCGCUGCCGUUCAUGUACGGCGACAUGCCGCCCGAGUGCGUGGCCGAGCCGCUGGAAGACCUGGAUCCCUUCUACAGCACGCAGAAGACAUUUAUAGUCCUGAAUUCAGGGAAGGCCAUCUUCCGAUUCAGCGCCACACCUGCAUUGUAUAUUUUAACUCCGUUCAACCCCGUCAGAAGAUACGCUAUCAAGAUUUUAACACAUUCGCUUUUCAGUAUAUUCAUAAUGUUCACCAUUCUAACCAACUGUGUCUUCAUGACCAUGAGCGAGCCACCCACUUGGACCAAGAACGUGGAAUACACAUUCACAGGAAUCUAUACCUUCGAAUCCAUGGUGAAAAUCCUGGCUCGUGGGUUUUGCCUUCACCCUUUUACAUUCCUGCGCGACCCUUGGAACUGGCUCGACUUCUGCGUCAUCGUCAUGGCGUACGUCACGGAAUUUAUCGACUUGGGCAAUGUCUCGGCCUUGAGAACGUUCAGGGUUCUCCGAGCCCUCAAAACCAUCUCCGUUAUUCCAGGCCUAAAGACGAUCGUAGGUGCCCUCAUCCAGGCGGUGAAGCAGUUGUCGGACGUGAUGAUCCUCACCGUAUUCUGCCUGAGCGUGUUCGCGCUCAUCGGCCUGCAGCUCUUCAUGGGGAACCUGCGGCACAAGUGCAUCCUCUGGCCGAUUGCCAACCAGACCAAUGUCACGGAGUUCAACGAGACCGCCGAGCCCUUCAACUGGGAAAACUACGUCAACAACGAAGAUAAUCAGUACAAACUGGAAGGGAGUAAGGAUGCUCUCCUGUGUGGAAAUGGAUCUGAUGCCGGUUCCUGUCCAGAGAAGUUCGUCUGCGUCAAGGGAGGACGCAACCCCAACUAUGGCUACACGAGCUUCGACACCUUCAGCUGGGCCUUCCUGUCGCUGUUCCGCCUCAUGACGCAGGACUACUGGGAGAACCUCUACCAGCUGACUCUGAGGGCAGCUGGCAAGCCGUACAUGAUCUUCUUCAUGGUGGUCAUCUUCCUGGGCUCCUUUUACCUCAUCAACCUCAUCCUGGCCGUAGUAGCCAUGGCCUACGAGGAGCAGAACCAGGCCACCAUGCAGGAGGCCGACAAGAAGGACCGUGAGUUCCAGGCCAUGAUGGAGCAGCUCAAGAGGCAGCAGGAGGAUCUGGGGAAUGGGGGGGGCACAGCGGACAGCGAGCCCCUGUCCCGGAGCUCAUCCGAGGAGUCACGCCUGAGCUCCAAGAGCGCCAAUGAGAGCAGGAAUCAGAGAAAAAAGCAGAGGCAGAAGAGCGACUCGGAGGAGGGGGAGGAAAAGAGAGACGACGAGAAGAUCCCCAAGUCGGUGUCGGAGGAAAGCAUGCUCCGCAAGCCGGGCAGUCUACGCGGCAGCCGCAAGUACUCGACGCACCGAGAGUCCCUGAUAAGCAUGUACUACAAGCCGAAGAGGAAGAGCAGCCGCACGAGCUUGCUCAGCUUCCGAGAGAAGGUGCGCGACCACAACUCCGACAAUGACUUUGCCGACGACGAGCAGUCGGAGCUGCAGAGCAUGGCCGGGGAGGCCGGCAGCCGGCGCAACUCGCUGUUCGUGCCGCAGAGAGGCCACGGCGAGAGGCGCAACAGCCAGGGCAGCAAGUUAUCUUGGGCCGGGCCGAACCCGCCCAUCUUGCCACCGCUCAACGGCAAGAUGAACGUGUCGGUGGACUGCAACGGGGUGGUGUCACUCGUCGACCGGCCAGCCGGAACUUCGGUUCCCAACUCGCCUCCGGGGCUGCUGCUGCCUGAGGUGGUCAUCGACAAAGCCGUCACGGAUGACAAUGCCACAACUGAAACGGAGCUGCUGAAGAAGAGGAGGCGUGGGUCCCAGCACACCUCCAUGGACCUCCUGGAGGAGCCGGUGAUAAUACGGAACAGGGCAUACAGCGCCAUCAGCGUGCUCACCAACACCAUGGAAGAGCUGGAGGAGUCGAGGCAAAAUUGCCCCCCGUGCUGGUACAAGUUUGCCAACAAAUACCUCAUCUGGGAGUGCUGCUCACUCUGGAUGAAGGUGAAGGAGAUCCUCAAGAUGAUCGUCAUGGACCCCUUCGUGGACUUGUCCAUCACCAUAUGCAUCAUCCUCAACACCCUCUUCAUGGCCUUGGAGCACUACCCCAUGACCCCGGAGUUUGAUAAUGCCCUGUUCGUGGGAAACCUGGUGUUCACGGGAAUAUUCACGGCAGAGAUGGUGCUGAAGAUUGCGGCUCAAGAUCCUUACUACUACUUCCAGCAGGGCUGGAACAUCUUCGACAGCAUCAUUGUCAGCCUCAGCCUCAUGGAGUUGGGCCUGUCUUCGGUGGACGGUCUCUCUGUGCUGCGCUCCUUCCGCCUCCUCCGCGUGUUCAAGCUGGCCAAGUCGUGGCCCACGCUCAACAUGCUCAUCAAGAUCAUCGGCAACUCGGUGGGCGCCCUCGGCAACCUGACGCUGGUGCUGGCCAUCAUCGUCUUCAUCUUUGCCGUGGUGGGGAUGCAGCUCUUUGGCAAGAUGUACAAGGAGUGCGUGUGCAAGAUCAGCGAGAAUUGCACUCUGCCUCGCUGGCACAUGCACGACUUCUUCCACUCGUUCCUCAUCGUGUUCCGUGUGCUCUGCGGCGAGUGGAUCGAGACCAUGUGGGACUGCAUGGAGGUGGCCGGCCAGGCCAUGUGCCUCAUCGUCUUCAUGAUGGUCAUGGUCAUCGGCAACCUUGUGGUGCUCAACCUCUUCCUGGCGCUGCUGCUGAGCUCCUUCAGCGGCGACAACUUGUCAGCCACGGACGACGACGGUGAGAUGAACAACCUGCAGGUGGCCAUCGGCCGCAUCGAGCGUGGUGUCUCCUUCAUCAAGCGUUCCAUCUGCGACGUCUUCCGCAAGGCGCUCAAACGCAGCUGUGACAACGAGGAGAUGAAGGCCCUGGAUGACCUCGGAGGCCUUGACAAGAUGGAGAUCUAUGUGGGGAACCACACGGGCGUGCAGGGAGAGUCAAUCGUGAAGGAUGGGAAUGGCGUGGCGAGCGGCGCCGCCGGCGUGGGGAACAGCUUGAAGAACCACCACGUGCUGGACGUCGAUCGUCUCGGCUUCCUCACCAACCCCAACCUGGGCGUGCGCGUUCCCAUCGCCGUGGGCGAGUCCGACUUCGAGAACCGUGACGAGGAGGACGAGGAUGACGACAACCAGACCACGGAGUCUGGCAUGGAUGAAAGCAAGGAGAAGUUGGACACGGUGAGCUCGUCCGAGGGCAGCACGGUGGACAUCCAGAAGGAGGGAGUGGUGGAGGUCCCCGUGGAGCUCGUGGAGGAGAUGAUGGAGCCAGAGGAGUGCUUCACAGAAGGCUGCCUGCACCGCUUCCCGUACUGCCGCCUGGACGUGGGCACGGACCGCGGGAGGUCCUGGUGGAACCUGCGCCGUGCCUGCUAUCGCAUCGUGGAGCACAACUGGUUUGAGUCGGUCAUCGUGUUCAUGAUCCUGCUCAGCAGCGGCGCCCUGGCCUUUGAGGACAUUUACAUCGAGCAAAGGAAGACGAUCAAGACAGUGCUGGAGUACGCUGACAAAGUCUUCACCUACGUCUUCAUCCUGGAGAUGCUGCUCAAGUGGGUGGCCUAUGGCUUCCAGAAGUACUUCACCAACGCGUGGUGCUGGCUCGACUUUCUCAUCGUUGAUAUCUCUAUUGUUUCCCUCAUGGCAACAGCCCUCGGUUAUGAUCAGCUCAGCGCAAUAAAGUCCCUAAGGACCCUGCGUGCCCUGAGACCUCUGCGCGCGCUCUCCAGAUUUGAAGGAAUGAGGGUGGUGGUGAACGCGCUCGUGGGCGCCAUCCCCUCCAUCAUGAACGUGCUGCUCGUGUGCCUCAUCUUUUGGCUCAUCUUCAGCAUCAUGGGGGUCAACCUGUUCUCGGGGAAGUACUACUACUGCCUCAACAAGACGGACGGCCAGCGGUUGCCCAUCUCCAUCGUUGACAACUACAGCAUGUGCAUCGCGCUCAAUGACACCACCAACGAGACGCUGUGGAAGAACGUUAAGGUCAAUUUCGACAACGUUGGCAUCGGUUAUCUCGCCCUGCUGCAAGUCGCCACAUUUAAGGGCUGGAUGGAUAUCAUGUAUGCAGCAGUGGAUUCCCGUGAUGUAAAGGAACAGCCGUCCUACGAGAUCAACCUUUACAUGUACCUCUACUUCGUCAUCUUUAUUAUCUUCGGCUCAUUUUUCACUCUCAAUCUCUUCAUCGGUGUCAUCAUCGACAACUUCAACCAGCAAAAGAAAAAGUUUGGAGGGGAGGACAUCUUCAUGACAGAAGAGCAGAAGAAGUUCCACAAUGCCAUGAAGAAGCUGGGCUCGAAAAAACCACAGAAGCCCAUUCCGAGGCCUGGGAACAAGCUCCAGGGAGCGGUCUUCGACUUUGUGACGAAGCAAGUAUUUGACAUCCUCAUCAUGAUCCUCAUCUGCCUCAACAUGGUGACCAUGAUGGUGGAAACCGACAACCAGAGCAUCGAGAUGGAGAAUAUCCUCUUCAGUAUCAACCUCGUCUUCAUCGUCGUCUUCACAGGGGAGUGCGUGCUCAAGAUGCUUGCUCUUCGGCAGUACUACUUCACUAUCGGAUGGAACAUCUUCGACUUUGUGGUUGUCAUCCUCUCCAUAGUCGGCAUCAUGCUGGCAGACAUGAUCCAGAAAUAUUUUGUGUCGCCAACACUUUUCCGAGUUAUCCGCUUAGCCCGGAUUGGACGAAUCCUACGUCUCAUCCGAGGUGCCAAGGGAAUCCGUACGCUGCUCUUUGCCCUCAUGAUGUCCCUCCCCGCCCUCUUCAACAUUGGCCUCUUGCUCUUUCUCGUCAUGUUCAUCUACUCUAUCUUCGGCAUGUCCAACUUCGCCUAUGUGAAAAAGGAGUCCGGCAUUGACGACAUGUUUAACUUUGAGACAUUUGGCAACAGCAUGAUCUGCCUAUUUCAAAUCACCACUUCAGCUGGCUGGGAUGGUCUCCUCGCCCCAAUCCUGAACAGCGGUGUCCCGGACUGUGACCCUGAAAUUGAGCACCCAGGCAGCCUGGUUAAGGGCGACUGUGGGAACCCCAUGGUCGGGAUUAUAUUUUUCGUCAGCUACAUCAUCAUCUCUUUCCUGGUUGUGGUCAACAUGUACAUCGCCAUCAUCCUCGAGAACUUCAGCGUUGCCACGGAGGAGAGUUCAGAGCCAUUGAGCGAAGACGACUUCGAGAUGUUCUAUGAAAUCUGGGAGAAGUUCGACCCAGAUGCCACCCAGUUCAUCGCCUGGGAGAGGUUGCCAGACUUUGCCGAUGCCUUAGAUGAGCCGCUCAGAGUUCCCAAACCAAACAAGAUCAAGCUGAUUGCGAUGGAUCUGCCCAUGGUGAUUAACGACAGGAUCCACUGCCUGGACAUCUUGUUCGCGUUCACGAAACGUGUGCUGGGUGAGGGCGCCGGCAUGGACGCGCUCAAGACCCAGAUGGAGGACCGCUUCAUGGCGGCCAACCCCUCCAAGACUUCGUACGAGCCCAUCACCACCACGCUGCGGCGCAAGCAGGAGGAGGUGGCUGUGCGCGUGAUACAGCGCGCGUACAGGCGCCACAUCUUGCACCGGUCCCUCAAGCAAGCCUCCUACAUCUACCGGCACCGGAAGAGUGACGGAAACAUCCUGGAGGAGGAAGCGCCCGAGAAGGACGGGCUCAUCGCGAGGAAUAUGCGCGCCAACUUCUCCACCGACUGCGAGUACGGUGACUCCUCCACCAUUACUCCCCCGCCUUCAUUUGAAAGCUUGGAACUAAUGGAUAACACAAACAAGCACGGUGGAUACAACGAUGAGGACCCCAAGGAGAGGGACAUCGAAGGGAAGGACAUUCGUGAAUCGAUAGUAUAGUGAACUUAAUCGGUCACCCAAGCAGCUAGUGAAGGUUUACACCGUCGGGAUCCUACGCUCGUGAACUGAAGGUUUAACGUGUACUUCGUGCAUCAUAGACACACCGCAGAACAAAUGCCAAACAGACCUGUCGGGGCACGGGUCGAGCAGACCCCAUGACAGACAUCCCGCCUCAACACGGAGGAACUAGUGGUGGUGAAACAGAUCCGUCAAGACUGCCGCCGGGGAGAGGAGGCCCAAUCCAACAGUGCCGUGGUGCUCCUUGGAAGGACACACGUCCACGAGAUGGAGGGAGGGGAGCCCCUCAGCCUGUAUUCAUUCUGAUGAAGGAAAGUGAAUGCAAACAUCAUCAAAUGCAUUUCUGCGGAAGGAAAUACACGAUGCGUUUAUUGUCACCAACAUUGUAGUUCAUUCAUCAGAACUUUAGCACGAACAAACGCAAGCAUGCUAAAGUAAUGUUGUGUACACUGCAAUGUUCCUGUUUGGUUUUAUGUUUUCAGGUUAAACUUGACUUUAUGUUAUCAAGUGUUGGUGUUUACGUUAUAAACGUAUUUAAGUUGCACUUUCAAAUCCAGCUUCUUAGUUCCGUGUAUAUUUUUUAUUUAUUGUCACCAAUUGGGCUGGGUGAUGGGAAUUCCAUUUCGGUUCCUCGAAGCGGUUUGAGUGUCUUUACUGCAUCGGUUUGUGACGAUUUACAGAAGUCUUGCCGGUUCACUAUCUGCCGUACGAACGGAACGUGGGAGAGAAGCCACAAAGCUGAAUUCACACACACAGCAGUGCUCCUGAAAAGUGCUUUGCCUUUGACUCCCCAGCCCCACACGUAGUGUGAGAUGCAGUAGUUGUGUUUAGAGGUACCGUGAGUUCUGCAUGUUGCAAAGGCCUUGAGCUGUUAGUUCACCUUAAGCAGUUCUGCAUUGAGAAAAACAAAAAAAAGCUUGAAUGUGCACGGGUGUAAAGUGCAGCUCAGUGCCGUACUUGUUGGUGUGCUGUUUUUUUCUGCACACCUACCCCGUCCUGUGCCGCUGUUUCAAUAGGAACUUUUUUUUCAGUUUCAGGAAAUAGGAAGCUUCCCCCCCCUCCCUGCAAAAUGUCAACUAUCAAGCGACGCUAUUGUGCAAAUAUUUUGGUUUAUUAUUUUGUAUAAAAAUGCAAUGAUUCGUAUACUCCAUCAGUCAUCGGCAUGUCAUGAUCAGGCAGUGAGAUUUUUGUGCUCUGUCACAGCUGUUCUCAGUGGGUUAUUAAAAAAAUUUAAAGAUUAAAAAAGGUGAAUUUUGUUAUGGUAUAUUUCCAUUUCGAUGUUUCAAUAGGUGCGACCUACUUUUGAUGCAUGCUUUCGCUGAUGUAUCUAUUUUUUGCACAUUGAAGCCAUACGUUAUUGACAGCCGAGCAAUGUGCAUUUUACGUGCACACGCCAAUUCUGCGGAAUAUUGACAGAACACGUGUCAUUAUUUUACACUGGUUUAGUAAAAUUGUACAUUUUUAUCUACAGUUUUAUUUUAUGCAUAGAUCUUUUUACCAGUACAUUAUAAAUAAUGUAAAAUAUAAUUUUAAAUGUGUCAGCAUUUAAUUUGUAAAUACAGAAGCAUAUCUAUUAAAGCUAUUGGAACGCUCCAUCAAUAUGUCUCGAUGUUCUAAUGUGUAUGGCCUUUAAAAAACGUUGGAUUUUUAAAUAAUGCAAAAGAUAUGCUCGUGAAAAGCGGUUGUCUGAGGACAGUUGUGUUCCACUGCCGUACGAUGAACAUUUCUCGCCGCUUUUCGUUUGAGCUCUGCUGCUAAACCUGUGAUGUGCAGUCAACCCAGGGUGCGUACGCAAGCAAGGCCAGCAUGCGCUUGGGCUGCCAAGUUCGGCUUGGAUCUCAGAUGUGUUCAGUGUGGAGAUAUAAAACAAAAACAUGUUUCAUAAAUUUUACCUGAUAAUUGUUGAUGUGUUUGUGAUCUGCAUGCAGAGCUAUACCUUUAACAAUAGCAGUUACAGUUCAUCUCCCACCGAUGCAAAAUUCAUAUAUUUUAUUUUACGACACCAAAGAGAUGAUCACUGUAGGCCUCCACCACAUGCGAACUGCUGACCCGGCCAGCGUGGUCCCCUGUAGGGCCAAUACGGACGCUGCUUUUUGUAUUGGUAAGCAGCUCCAUGCAGUGAGAUACCGUUCAGCAACAUUCCACGUUCAAAACGCCAGCACGCUGCCGUUCACUCCCUUGUGAGUUUAUUGAGGAGCACCCUGAAGCAUGUGCUUACUUUAUAUUGAAUUUGGUCCCUGUCAGUGGAAUAUAGAAUUUUUUACUUCCAGCCCAUGAGCACCAAAGGAGAUGAGCACCAUCCAGCCUUCAAUUGAGGAUGCAUUUUUUGACAUUUAUUUUUUAAAUAACAGCAGGGAUGCAUUUUACAUUUUGUAGUGCAUUACUUCAUGCACAGAUGUUAGUCUAUUUUAUUUUUUUUUUACGUGAAGGUAACCCUAAAAAAGAUCAAUAUGUAAAUCAUUGUGCUUCAUGUCCAGUGGGAUCGGAAUGAUGAACACCCCAGAUACUAAAGUGCACCCGUUGAUGAUUCCGGAGAGAGCGAGACGUGCCAUAAGUCCGUGCAAGGCUAAGCACAUGUCAUCGUCAGUAACAUGAGAACACCACACGUUAUUAAGGCACAAACGCAUUGGUCACGAGAACCACCAUGCGUGCUGCACAGGCACAUGGCCAGGACGCCAAAGUGAAGGAACCGAGGGGAGGCGUUCAGGGCAAUUUCACAUCUACCAUGUCGGCUGUUGCCACAAACGCAGCACGCAAAGCUUCCCUGCCAGGCUGUCACUCUGUCCUCCCUCCUGCCCUGCCCUCCCACCUCCUCUCGCACCCCCUGGGACAUGUUAAUGCUGGCUGGCACUUCCUUACAUGAAGUCAAAAAGCACGGUGUGGUAAUGUUACUAAGUGCACAAGAUUUAGGCCCCAUUACCCUUGUACGUGAGCCAAUGAAGGGAUGUGAAUGUGACCUUGAUUUUUGGAAAACAGCAGCCCUUUGGGAAGAUACCCAUGCGGUAACGUGAUACCUAGUCAAACACUCUCGAAACAUUUUUGGAUUACCAUCCUGGCAUAGUAACUAAUCAAAAAAUACCAGCCCACGUCAAUGCAAUUCCAUCCACCCAAGCUUCAGUAUAGCCCACUCGUUGAUCGAAUCGUCAUGCCGUGCACAAAUGCAACACACUGCCCUUUGCCAGGUUUUGUCAUCUUCUAACGAGGUUCCAAGGUGGCUGGCAAUAGACUGAAAUCUAGAGCUAAUAAGGCUGCAGGAAACGAAAGCACACUGCAGCAGCAGCAAGCUUCCAAGGAUCGCGCUGUCAGUCGACAAGACCGCCAGUCCAGCGGGAAGGCUUACGGGUGUGUUGACGCUUUAUCCUGGAGGAAAAGAAAAACAAGUAGCUGGGCUAGGGCUUGUAGAAACAUAGAAUUAGGAGUAUGUUUUUAGCUGCCUCUCACGACUAAAGGCUGCACAGUGAUCGAGUCACACAUGAGUUGCUAGUCAAGGGUUGAAACCGCUCUCCUAAGCACGCAUUCCAGACAUAGAGCAGUAAUGACACAACACAGCAUUUGAGCUACUCGGUUGUGAUGGUGUUGUUUAUGGGGAUAAAUUCAGAUGUUUUAAAGCAACGUGAACAGCUCACGGUCCUUGCUUGCACUGCUGGUGAAUGUCUCACGAAGUUUUGUAGAAGCACAUUGACGACACUUUACUGGGCUCAGCCAAAAUGCGGUAUUAACGAAAAGCUUAAAUACAGAUACAUUAUAUACCAAUUGCUUUCUAAUCUCACACACACACAAGUGUAUAAUUCUGACCUCGUGCUGCUUAAUAACAGUACUUGUUAUUUUAAUUGCAUUAUCGACAGCUUCUACUGUAUUUUAAUGACUAAAAUACAUUUAAAAUAGGCGUGAUAAAUGCAGAAUUUAUAGAUGUUGCACAUGUAUGUUUUUUAUUACAAAUAAAAAUUUAUUGUGGUAA
This is a messenger RNA of Petromyzon marinus (sea lamprey), 10736 nucleotides long. The record is from RefSeq and is a predicted model, not a curated record. NCBI's taxonomy places the organism in Eukaryota, Metazoa, Chordata, Hyperoartia, Petromyzontiformes, Petromyzontidae.